Molecule: messenger RNA, 651 nt
Organism: Penicillium alfredii
Lineage: Eukaryota; Fungi; Ascomycota; Eurotiomycetes; Eurotiales; Aspergillaceae
Exons: 1
Coding region: 1-651 (216 amino acids)
Source: RefSeq, a predicted model, not a curated record
AUGUCCGAUUCCUACACCAGUUCUUCCUACUACUACAGCUCUACGACCAACACCACCGACGGCACCACCACCACCGGCCACCGGUACACAACGACCUCGCACACGGAGCCCGAUGGUACGACCAUCGUGCGCACCGCACACCAAGACCUCGGCCAACCAGCCGUCGUCGAGGAGCGGCGCUAUGACCGCACCGGCCAGGAAGAGCUCCAGCUCGCCCUCCCGGGGCCCGGCGGCACAUCGGCCGGCGGCGUGCGCCGCAUCACGGACCUCGACGACGAGGACACCACGGGCGCGACGACGCUGGACGCGGGCACGGCGUACGGCACUGUAGGUGGCGCCGGGGCGCCCCAGUCUGUAGAUCGCGAUAUGGUCGAUCGCGAGUCGUAUGAUCUUGGGACACCCUUUGGCACCCGUGUUUUUGAUCCUGCUACCGGCGCGUAUGAUGAGCAUGCCGAUUAUGAUGCUGAUGGGGCUGUGAGGCAUCAUCGGGUGUUGAGGGAUGUCGGUGGGCGCAGGUUCCAUCGUGAUGUUGAUAUGGAUUCUUCGGGGUUGUCUUCUUCCUCGGCGCGCGAACAGCGUCAGUAUGAGAAUCCUAGUACGGGGACACGUCUGCACCGGGAGACGGAUGUCGAUGUGUCGGAGUUGAUUUAG